GAAAUGGGAGUAAUGACGCCAUCAAGCUUCGACUUAGUGCAGACAAGGUCCUCUAAACGUGCAAGUGGUCUGUUUGAGCUUGGUGUAGGCUGAUAUACUACUAGGGAGCGGGGUCUUGGGGCAGAGAGUAGGAGGGAAGUUGGCUUUUCUUUAGAGAUCGCCCUGUAGUGGUGGGUGUUUGGCUUUGCAGGUAGGGGGGUUCAGCCAUGGUGUGGUUCCCAGCACAGAGACUUAUCCAACCUGUAAGGGGCAUGUGCAGCUUUUCAGGCUGCAAGUUCUGUUUCUUCCGGAAAUUGUCCAUCCAGCCUGUUCAGCAGAGGAAGAUUCCAAACCGGUACUUAGGCCAACCUAGCCCUUUCACACACCCACAUCUUCUCAAACCAGGAGAAGUAACACCAGGGUUGUCGCAAGUGGAAUAUGCUCUUCGUAGGCACAAAUUGAUGUCUCAGAUACAUAAAGAGGUGCAAGGGAUGGAUCACACAGUGAUUCUGCUAUCCAAUCCCACUUACUACAUGAGCAAUGACAUUCCAUACACCUUCCACCAGGACACUAACUUCCUGUAUCUGUGCGGGUUCCAGGAGCCUGACAGCAUCUUAGUACUACAGACUGUGCCUGGCAAACCCUUGCCAUCUCACAAAGCUCUGCUGUUUGUCCCACGGCGCGAUCCAAGCAGAGAGCUAUGGGAUGGGCCACGAUCUGGCAUCGAUGGGGCAGUGGCUCUCACGGGUGUGGAUGAAGCAUAUGCCAUAGAGGAGUUUAGACAUCUGGUGGCUAAAUUGAAAGAUGAAUCUAGUAUGGUUUGGUAUGAUUUUGCUAAACCUGUGCAUCCACAGCUCCAUUCUGAUUACUUGCUGCACCUGGCAGAAGUUAAAGCUAGAAGCAAGAAUCAUAUCCGUGCCAUCCGGCACUUAGUGGAAAACCUUCGGCUGCUCAAAUCUGCUGCAGAGAUUGAGAGGAUGAAGAUUGCUGGCAAGGUGACAUCACAGCUAAAGAGAUUUGUCAAAGAACCAGCAAUUAAGAAACCCUGGGCAUUCAUAGAGACAAUGUUUGCAAGCAAAGGUCCAGUGGAUGAAGCAUUUCUGUAUGCUAAGUUUGAAUUUGAGUGCCGGGCUCGUGGUGCUGAUAUUUUGGCUUAUCCCCCUGUAGUUGCAGGUGGCAACAGAUCCAACACCUUGCAUUAUGUGAAAAACAACCAGCUCAUCAAGGAUGGAGAAAUGGUUUUACUGGAUGGGGGAUGCGAAUCCUCUUGUUAUGUAAGCGACAUCACCCGCACCUGGCCCAUCAAUGGCAGGUUUACCAGUCCCCAAGCAGAACUGUACCAGGCUGUACUGGAAGUGCAGACGUCCUGCUUGAGACUCUGUUCUCCAGGUGUGAGCCUGGAUAAUAUCUACAGUCUCAUGCUAACCCUCAUUGGACAGAAACUAAAAGAUUUGGGGAUCCUACAGAAAAGUACCACUGAGAACCACCUCUUCAAGGCUGUUCGGAAAUACUGUCCACAUCAUGUAGGACAUUAUCUGGGAAUGGAUGUUCAUGACACACCUGAUGUAUCCCGAUCAAUCCCCCUCCAGCCAGGCAUGGUGAUCACCAUUGAGCCAGGCAUCUACAUCCCUGAGGAUGAUGUGAGUGCACCUGAAAGAUUUCGUGGCAUUGGUAUACGCAUAGAAGAUGACAUUGUAGUGACAGAGAACACACCAUUAAUUCUGUCUGCAGACUGCCCAAAGGAGAUCUAUGACAUUGAGCAGGUCUGUGGCUGCAGCCCUUGACUACUCUUCACUGCCUUUGACACCUUGCUAAAGUAUAGAUCAGGAAAUAAUCUCUUCCAGACAUAAUAUAGUCCUGUAUAAAACAUUUUUAGGAUUGCUAGAGUGGGUAGAAUUACUGUUGGGAAAAUGUUACCUGCAAGAAAAUGUGUGUUAGCGUUCUUGGACAGCACAAACUGUGUAUUGAAAUGGGUAAAAUGUGCUUCAAUAUUUUGACAAGUGUUCUACUGUGAUGCAGACGUCAAAGAAAUCAGGCACAGAAGCUAGAUUCCACACCUCACUAUCUGGACUAUUUUUGCUCUUGUGCACAUUUUGUAAUAAUCUUGUUUGUUAGUUGCAGUGGUAUAUUGAAUUGUGGCACAGUUGUUCCUUACAGUCUCUCAGAUUGGGUUUGGGGGGCUGGUCUGAAUUUUAGCUUUCCAUGAGAUUGCCUUUUAUUUUAGUGUUUCCCCCUUGCAAAAAGUGAUCUUUUCAAGAUGUCCCAGCUGAUGAAUCAAGACACAAAACCUUAAUAUGUAAGGCUUUUUUUAAAGGCAAAAAGACCUUAAGUGUUAGGAAAUAUUUUGAUGUCAAAUUCAGUCUGUUAUGUUUCUGAAUAGCAACUAACAGUCAAAUCCUAUGAGAAUGAGAUAUGCCUAAGACUAUAGUGGGCUUAAGCACAUCUCACUUUAAGGUCAGUAAGUUACUGGCAGGAAAAUGUUUUAAGUUUAACACCCACACCAUCUGAUACCACUUUAACGGGCAUGCAUUCCCCCAAAGAAUCCUGAGAACUGUAGUUUGUUAAGGAUACUGGGAAUUGUAGGUCUGUGAGGGAUCGCCUAAGAACUCUCAGCACCGUUAACAAACUACAAUUCCCAGAUUUCUUUGGGAGAAGCCAUGACAUAAAGUGGUAUAAGAGUGCUUUAAAUAGAUGGUGUCCAUGUGGUAAGCUAGUCUGAUGGAUGUGCAUGUGGUCUCACUUAGGAUACUUGCUGCAGGAUUUGGGUUACUUUUUCUUCCUCACAUUUUCUUCCUUAUUUCCUUGACUCUUUGAAGAUCCACUGAGCAUAAGGAAAGGACAUUUUAAGGCUGCUUUUAAGUUUUUGAUUUUGUAUUUAGAUGUAGAUACCUAAGUACAAAAUAUAUACAUUUUGUAUUCAGUGUCUUGGAUCCUAACCUUCCUGCCCUGAGUGAGAGUUCAUGUUUACAGAAUGAGAUUUUCUGCCUCCUUCCUUCUGCAGCCCACUGCACCCUCCAAGACUCUUCUCUCUGCUCUGCUCCAUUCUCAACCUUUGAGAAUGAUACACGAUUCAUUGUUGAGAGCUGCAAUGGGAGUGGGGAGUUGGUAGAAAUCUUGUUCUCACCCCUGAAUAGAGGAGCAAUUUCAGAACCCAAGCCAUGUGUUACGUUUCCCUGGCCAAAUACACAGAGAUGGUGACCAGUAAAAAAAAUCAGUCCUCCACUUCCAUGUUUUUUUCCCUAAGACAAGCAGCAAUUUAAAUGUAACUGAAUCAUUCUGAACUGAUGCAAGAUAUCGAUAUUUUUGAUACUCAUACCUAAUGUCAGAAGAGAUGAGAUGUAAACUUUAGACAAAUGUGAACUUUUUAUUUACUUUUCAGGUUGAGACUUUCCUGUAACAACAAAAUUUAUUUUUGCUUUGAUCCAUUGAUAACACAAUAAGGGAAUCGACUACUUUUCUGCAAGUAGAAGGUCAAGAUUGUAAACAAAAACUAAUGUGAAUGAAUGUUAAUGUGGAUUAAUGCUUGGUAUUGUUUUAGUAAGAUCAAGAUAAAUCUUUUGCAUUGGAAUUUAAAGGAGAAAAUGUUACAGAACUGUCCAGCAACAAGACUUUAUCUGUGAAGCACUUUUUGGAUCUCUGAAUGAGAGAUAUUAUAUUUGUACAGUGUAUUAUUAUAUAUAUAUUAUUUAUAUAUAAUAUACAAAAUAUUUUAUUCUGCUAAGAACCAAGAAUUGUGUCAGUAAAGAUGAUUUUUUUUAAAAAAAAAAUAGCUUUACAUAUCUGCUUAUAUGACUGCCAGUGAAGUCUUUCCCCAUUUGUGCCCAUCUUCUUAUGACAGCACCACUGAAAUUGAGACUUUCUAGCUUUCUACCAAUAGCAGCCACUGAAGGAUUCCUUCAGAGUCUUAAAUGAGUAUGUACAGUUAUGUAUUAUUUUUAAAAGGACAACAGCAGUUAUAUUAAGCAUUAGGUUUUGUAAAAGAAAGGUCUUGGGAGAUACAGUUUUAUGCUACUGCUCUGUGAGGCUUCAGCACAGAAGACACUCCCAAGGAGAAUCUUACACAUCUGUUUCAACUUGAUGUUGUCUAGGCUGAUCCCUUUCUUAGGUAAAGGCAGUUCAUGUUCCUUUUGCCAUGAUGCCUUGUUGAACACCCACCUGCUGACACAUGUACAUUUGACUUGUUUCUGUUCAUCAGGGGUGGGGAGCAAGUAGCAGUGGGAGAAGGUGAGCGUCACCCUCCUUUCAAAACCAGCUCCACUGGUAGCAUAAAGAAGUUGUAAAGAGCGUUGCUUGGCUGUAUCUUUUCUUGGCCCUUAUGGCAUAAGCCAGUUGGAGGAGUUGGAAGUAUGUGUCUACCAGAAGAUCUGCACUUUGGUGGGGGGAGGGGAAUCUUGGAGCUAAUACAGUAAUGGCCUUUUAAAGAAAGGCAUAGCUCUUGAGCAUCAAGCAGCUGGGCAAAACUUGAGGAUUUCACCUAGUAGGGAUAAAAUCAUUUCCGCAAGGUUUAGAUCAUUUCAUUGUAUCCCAAGUAGGCAUAAAGUCAUUUCCACAAGGAAGGAAAAGAUAUCGAAGAACUGCAUUUUUCCUGUCUUGUUCCCUUCGCCCAAAAUAGUUGUUGCAAGGCCUAACAUACAGUUGUCUAUUGAUAUGCUAACUAGAAAGCUAAACUGGACUAUUUAAUUGUAUUAUCUGCCAUUUUUUACAGAACUUUGGUUAAAAACGUGAAGAGGUAUUUUCUAUAUGUUGAAGGAAGUAUUUUUUAGAAAAGAAAUUCUUUAAAGAAGUUGAGCCCUCUGGCUGUUUUCAGUGCCAAUUUCUGUAUGUCUGUUAUUCACAUUGUUUUAAAAGCAGUCAAAGACAGUAUAUUGCUCUAUUGGUAUUCUAUUUUGUAUGUAACACUUGUAGAAUGAAUACAGCUUCCAUGUGACUAAAACAGUUACUUUUUUCUCAAAUACUAGCUCCUCGUCCUUAUAAAGGUAAAGGUGUCCCCGCACUUGUAGUGCGAGUCAUUUCCAACUCUUAGGGUGAUGUCUUGCGACGUUUACUAGGCAGACCAUAUAUAUGGGGUGGGAUUGCC
Rhineura floridana is the source of this 5056-nucleotide messenger RNA. RefSeq names its product X-prolyl aminopeptidase 3 (gene XPNPEP3). The record is from RefSeq and is a predicted model, not a curated record. Lineage: Eukaryota; Metazoa; Chordata; Lepidosauria; Squamata; Rhineuridae. Gene Ontology annotation, molecular function: manganese ion binding; metalloaminopeptidase activity. The coding region runs from base 207 to 1763 and encodes 518 amino acids. Gene Ontology annotation, cellular component: mitochondrion. The transcript has 11 exons.